AUGGGCGUACCAAAUUUGUUCAAUUUACCCAAUAUAUCAAAGAACAAUCGAACAGACAUUAAUUUAGUUGAAGGCGAUAUUGCGAUACCAGCAGAUAAAAAUCGAAUCGCGUUUACUCAACAUGGACCAUGGCCUAAUGGUAUUGUACCUUAUGAACUUCAUGGUUAUUUUUCGGCUAGUCACAAGACCAUGAUCACCAAUGGAAUGAAGAAGAUCAGUGAAUUAACAAACAAUUGUAUUCGAUUCGUCGAUCGGGGUAGUAAUCGAGUCUGGUUAAAUAUUUAUCCUGGUCAAGGAUGUUGGUCGUAUAUGGGUAAAACUAAAACCAGUGGUGCACAAGAUUUUUCACUAGAAUUACCCGGAUGCAUUGACCGAGGCGUGAUAUUACACGAAAUUCUGCAUGCACUUGGUUUUGCCCAUGAGCAAACUCGCCCAGACAGAGACCAUUACGUCAGAAUUAAUCGUCAAAACAUUUUGUCUGGACAAGAGCACAAUUUCGAUCGCUAUACUGCUAGCCAAGUUAAUAUGUUUGGAACAGCUUACGAUUAUGCAUCGAUUAUGCACUAUCGAACUGAUGCAUUUUCACGCAAUGGUCAACCAACCAUUCAGGCAAUUUAUCCUGGUUACGAGGGCUGGGAUGCACAAAUGGGACGUGGCAGUGAUUUGAGCGCUCAAGAUUUGGUGAAAUUGAAAAAGUACUACAACUGCCCAUAA
This is a messenger RNA of Rotaria sordida, 714 nucleotides long. The record is from the annotation of a GenBank genome assembly. NCBI's taxonomy places the organism in Eukaryota, Metazoa, Rotifera, Eurotatoria, Philodinida, Philodinidae.